ACCCCUUUAGCUACAAGUCAACGCCAAUUUAUUUUAAAUGCUAUCAAAUCUGGCCAGCGCCUUGAUAGUCGAAAUUUAUAUGAUUACAGGCCGAUCAAGUUACAAUUUGGUGUCGAAUAUGGAACUGCUGAAGUUAAGCUCGGUGCUAGUCGAGUUUUGGCUGUCACUACUUGCGAAUUAAUUCGACCUAUUACACGCCCUGAAGAAGGAAGAUUACUCUUUAAUGUUGAAUUAUCACCGAUGGCAUCGCCUCUUAAUCAUUCUAACGAUGUUAUCGAUCGUAGAAUUGCAUUAGAACGUCGUUUAGAGCAAUGUUUUGUCGAAUCUGCAGCCAUCGAUCUCGAAUCGUUAUGCGUUAUAGCCGGUGAAAAGGUAUGGUUUAUCCGUGUCGCGAUACAUGUGUUAGAUGAUGUUGGCAAUAUCUUAGAUUGCGCUAGCAUUGCUGCAAUAGCUUCUCUAGCACAUUUUCGAAGGCCUCAAGUUACUGUUGUAGGAGAAGAUGUAACCAUUCAUAACCGCAAUGAAAAAGAUUAUAUCCCUUUGAACAUACAUCAUAUGCCUUUAUGCAUCACUUUUGCAUUUUUCCACGGUAAUGGUUGCAUGGCAAUCGAUCCAACUGAUCAAGAAGAAGCGGUCAUGGAGAGUAAAUUAGUCAUGGCAUUAAAUCGACAUCGUGAAAUUUGUACAAUCCAAUUUACUGGCGGUGUCACUUUAAAAGUAGACCAGGUUCUACAUUGUUGUAAUAUUGCUUUAACGAAAGCCAAUGAAAUUAUAAAGCUAGUCCAGCGCAUGUUAAACGAU
Molecule: messenger RNA, 801 nt
Organism: Trichoplax adhaerens
Lineage: Eukaryota; Metazoa; Placozoa; Uniplacotomia; Trichoplacea; Trichoplacidae
Exons: 1
Biological process (GO): exonucleolytic trimming to generate mature 3'-end of 5.8S rRNA from tricistronic rRNA transcript (SSU-rRNA, 5.8S rRNA, LSU-rRNA); nuclear mRNA surveillance; nuclear polyadenylation-dependent mRNA catabolic process
Cellular component (GO): nuclear exosome (RNase complex); cytoplasmic exosome (RNase complex)
Source: RefSeq, a predicted model, not a curated record